Leptosia nina is the source of this 813-nucleotide messenger RNA. NCBI's taxonomy places the organism in Eukaryota, Metazoa, Arthropoda, Insecta, Lepidoptera, Pieridae. The record is from the annotation of a GenBank genome assembly.
AUGUGUGUGUUAUACUAUUUACCUUUUCUGUUCGGAAGCGCGAGGGCGGGGGAUAAUGUCUUGGACAUUUUGGAAGCUAAAAUUGUCGGCGGCAAGCCAGUGAAAAUGGAGAGCUUUCCUUUUACCGUGAAGUUCUUUAAUCAAGGGGCCCUCUGUGCUGGAACGAUUUUGAAUAGCUGGAGUGUCUUGUCCGCUGCGCAUUGUUUUGAUCAUAGCAAAGAUAAAACUGAUAUGCUUAUUGUUGUUGGUUCCAGGUACGCAUACGACCACGACGCAGCGACGUAUGACAUAUCUCAUUUUCUUAUUCAUGAAGACUAUUACAAAGACAUGCCGUUUGCAUGCGAUAUUGCUUUAAUUUUUGUUACAAGUCCGAUAAAAUUCGGAAAGAGGUCCCAAAAAGCUCUCCUUGUUAAUACAAACUUAUGGAUGAAUGCCAAUGAGACACACUUUGUUGCGACUGGCUGGGGUAAAAUUAAGUACGACGGGCCGAUAUCCGAGCUGGGGUUGAUGCAGACAGAGCUACGCUACGUGCCUAAGAAGGACUGUGAGAAGAUGCAUAAAAUGAAAUUCACCUCAGACAUGUUUUGUUUGUACGGCGAGGGGGACCGAGACACGUGCAAGGGAGAUUCGGGAGGGGGCGUACUGUGGCACAGGAUGGUUAUAGGUAUAGUGUCACAUGGCGAUGGCUGUGCUAAGAAAGAUAAGCCGAGCAUAUACGCAAACGUGUGGUACUUCAGAAAAUGGAUACAGAAAAAUGUAGAAAAUUUUAUAACGGAGUAUUGUUACAAAAGGAACACGACCUACACAAUAUAA